AUGGUGGCCAUGGAGCUCUCGGCUCGGCCGUCCAUGCCGGCGGGGGCGCCAGGGCUCGGCUGCCAUGUCCAUGGAGCUCUCGGCUCGCAUGGGCAGAGAUGGGUCGGCCGCCCACAAGCUGCUCGAUGCAAUGCCAUAGAAAUCAUCUGCCACCUCACCUGGUCAACACUUUUUUUGUGCUUGGUCUUUGCCACGUCAGCCUGGCAGCAUUUAGAAGAGGCUCUUGUUCCAUUGUCAAAAGAGAGAGAAAGCUUGUUGCAAGAGCAUAAAGCUUUGAAGGAAAGGCUUGAUCAGGAGUAUGAUCAGCUGGCUGAAAGAAAAAGGGGAUUCCAGCAAGAAAUAGAUGCACUUGGAACCCUUAACACACGCAUCAAAGAGUACCUGGAUGCAAAGAAAGUAGAGAAGCUUAAUGAACUGCAGGAAAGGCAUACCCUAUCCCUGUCUCAGUUACAGAAAUGUGAGGCAAGAAAGCAAGACAUCUCGGUUGAGCUUGACAAGAGCAAACAGCUAUUGCGGAGCCAAGAUCAAUUGAAAAGAAACAUCGAUGACAAUCUGAACUACAGGAAAACAAAGGCUGAAGUGGAUCGACUUGCUCAUGAUAUCGAGUUACUUGAAGAAAAUGUGCUUUCUAUCGGCAGCAAAUCCACUAUAGGAGCUGAUCAUAAGCGGCAUGCUCAAGAGAAGGAGAGGCUUCUUUCAGAGACAACUGAGAUGGCAAAUAAGGACUUGGACCGAUACUAUACUGCUUUGGAUAAGGCUCUUAUGCGGUUCCAUACCAUGAAAAUGGAGGAGAUAAAUAAAAUAAUAAAGGAACUGUGGCAGCAGACAUACAGAGGCCAAGAUAUUGAUUGCAUAAGCAUCAGUUCUGACUCUGAGGGUGCAGGCACUCGACCAUAUAGCUAUCGUGUUGUCAUGCAAAAUGGUGGUGCUGAGCUGGAAAUGCGAGGACGAUGCAGUGCUGGUCAGAAGGUUCUUGCUUCUCUCAUAAUCAGACUGGCACUGGCAGAGACAUUCUGUCUGAAUUGUGGCAUAUUAGCUCUGGAUGAGCCAACCACCAAUCUUGACGGGCCGAAUGCGGAGAGCCUAGCUGCUGCCCUAUUGAGAAUAAUGGAAAGCAGAAAAGGCCAGGAGAACUUCCAGCUGAUUGUAAUCACCCAUGAUGAGCGGUUUGUUCAGCUUAUUGGUCAGAGGCAGCUUGCCGAGAAGUACUACCGAGUUUCUAAGGAUGAGCAACAACACAGCAAAAUUGAAGCCCAGGAGAUAUUUGACUGACGAUGAUUUCUUGGAGCAUAUAUGCUCUUAGAGCUAAAACUGUUUACAGGCCAAGUGGGUGCGUUCAGUAUGAUGAUCGGCUGUCAUGGAGAGAAAUGGGUCCCAGCGAACGAGUGUGAUAUCCGACUAGGUUCAUUAGUUUGGUUUCUGUGCAUGCAUGGAAUUGGCCGCUUUUUGUUGUCCAUCAUCUGAAGGUGGUACCAUGUUGUAUCUCCUUUUAUUCUAAAAUUGACUCCUUAUGUGGUUCUCAAAAAAAAAAAGACUCCUUAUGCAGCCUCCAAACAAGCGAGAAUGGUCUGUGGAAAAAUGUGCGGCUGCUUUUCUUCCGCCGAUCGCUAGCAAGCGAAAAGGGAGACCUUUAUUAUUUUUUUAUCAUCAAAAAUAUUUUUUCCGCACUUCAAAAAAUU
Messenger RNA from Triticum aestivum (bread wheat), 1679 nucleotides. Its product is annotated as DNA repair protein RAD50. Gene Ontology annotation, biological process: telomere maintenance via telomerase; chromosome organization involved in meiotic cell cycle; telomere maintenance via recombination. Bases 1 to 1272 code for a protein of 423 amino acids. Lineage: Eukaryota; Viridiplantae; Streptophyta; Magnoliopsida; Poales; Poaceae. Gene Ontology annotation, molecular function: single-stranded telomeric DNA binding; double-stranded telomeric DNA binding; G-quadruplex DNA binding. The transcript has 10 exons. The record is from RefSeq and is a predicted model, not a curated record. Gene Ontology annotation, cellular component: Mre11 complex; condensed nuclear chromosome.